AUGAAUAAGGAUUGGAUUUAUGAUGAAACUCGACCACCAAUCAAGACCAUCCGAGUAGCCAACAACAAAGAACUGCGAGUUGAGUCCUGUGGUAAGGUGAACAUUCUUGUAAAAAGUAAGAAUGGAUCUACAAACAGUAUACAGAGACAUCAUCUGAACUACGAUGACAUGAAGAAGCUGAAACAUCACACUGAUGGUGUGAAAAUACCUCAGAACAGUGAACUGACCUGCGUGCCAUGCAUUAAAGGGAAACAGGCAAGGUCACCAUCCAUCAUGUGA
This is a messenger RNA of Leptosia nina, 279 nucleotides long. Lineage: Eukaryota; Metazoa; Arthropoda; Insecta; Lepidoptera; Pieridae. The record is from the annotation of a GenBank genome assembly.